This is a messenger RNA of Hevea brasiliensis (rubber tree), 1872 nucleotides long. Its product is annotated as 3-hydroxyisobutyryl-CoA hydrolase-like protein 5. NCBI's taxonomy places the organism in Eukaryota, Viridiplantae, Streptophyta, Magnoliopsida, Malpighiales, Euphorbiaceae. Gene Ontology annotation, molecular function: 3-hydroxyisobutyryl-CoA hydrolase activity. The transcript has 15 exons. The coding region runs from base 414 to 1571 and encodes 385 amino acids. The record is from RefSeq and is a predicted model, not a curated record. Gene Ontology annotation, biological process: L-valine catabolic process.
UUUUGCCCUUGUUUCCCAAUUCUGCUUCCCUUGUCUAGAUGGCACUUCUGUUGACCAUAAGACGGGAAGACGAGUAGAGAGGUUGGUGAGACCUGAGAGUUGACAGAUUAUCAAAGAGCAAGCCCAAAGCUACUCUAACUAACAUGUGUACUGUUGAGCGGUGGUAGGUAAUGAGUAGUAGCAGAUAAAACCCCACUCUGUAAAUGUGGAAGCUCCAUCUUCGACAUCUCUACUGCUUUCUUUCUUUAAGACCAAGAACCAUCAACUCCUCUCCACCGCCUAAUGCUCCAUAUCCAUUCUUCUUUGUCAUCCAUCUAAAACCUUAAUCUUUUUCUUAUUUUAAGCUACUCCCAUUUGUCUUUGCCCAAUUUCUUGCUUUGGAAUCAACUGACUUCGCUGAAUCAUUUAGGAAAAUGGCUCAAGAAGUGGUAAACCCAGAGGAGCAGGUUGUUCUUGGAGAAGAAAUAGGUAAAGUGAGGUUGAUCACAUUGAAUAGGCCGCGUCAGCUAAAUGUUAUUUCAUCCAAAGUGGUUUCUCUGCUAGCAGAUUUCUUGGAGAAAUGGGAGAAAGACGAAAAUGCAGAACUUAUAUUAAUCAAGGGUGCCGGUCGAGCAUUUUCUGCUGGUGGGGAUCUAAAAAUGUUUUAUGAUGGGAGGACGUCAAACGAUUCUUGCCUUGAGGUGGUCUACAGAAUGUACUGGCUUUGUUAUCACAUCCACACAUAUAUGAAAACCCAGGUUGCUCUUGUCCAUGGAAUUUCAAUGGGAGGCGGCGCAUCUUUUGUGGUCCCGAUGAAAUUUUCUGUUGUCACAGAGAAAACUGUUUUUGCAACUCCAGAAGCAAGUAUUGGAUUUCAUACUGAUUGCAGUUUCUCAUACAUUCUUUCCCAUCUCCCUGGGCAUUUGGGGGAAUACUUAGCUUUAACUGGAGCAAGGCUGAAUGGUAAGGAAUUGGUUGUUGCUGGCCUAGCCACUCACUUUGUCCCUUCUGAGAAACUGCCUGAGCUAGAGAAGCAUUUGAUAAGCUUGAACUCUGGUGAUGAGAAAGCAGUCAAAUCUGCGAUUGAAGAAUUCUCUAUGGAUGUUCAGCUUGAUGAAGAAAGUGUUUUAAACAAGCUUUCCAUAAUUGACGAGUGUUUUUCCAAGGAUACUGUGGUAGACAUCAUCAAAUCAUUUGAAGCUGAGGCAACUAAAGAAGGAAAUGGAUGGAUAGGAGCAAUACUGAAAGGGUUGAAAAGAUCUUCUCCUACAGGAUUGAAAAUCACACUCAAAUCGAUUCGUGAAGGACGGAAACAAACAAUUGCUGAAUGUCUUAAGAAAGAAUUCAGAAUAACAAUGAACAUACUUCGAACUGCAAUAUCUGCAGACGUCUAUGAGGGUAUUAGGGCUCUCACCAUUGACAAGGAUAAUGCUCCUAAGUGGGACCCACCAACUUGGAACGAAGUGGAUGAUGAAAAAGUGGACCUUGUAUUUCAGCCAUUCAAAGAGGAUUUGGAGCUCCAAAUUCCUGGAAAAGAAGACUGCAGGUGGAGUGGCAAAUAUGAGAAUUCACCAUACGCAGCGUUAAGUUGACAGAAAAAAAUGAAUCUGAAAUGCCUGCUCAAAAUAAAUUCUAAACUCUGAGGACAUAUGCAUCACAAUGUGGAUCAUUUCAGGCAGUCUACUCCUGUAUUUCUGCUCUAUGUUUUUAAUUACUCAUGUAGGGGGUGGGGGAGUCAAAACUGGGUCUCCUAGGUUUAACAUAUAUGCAGCUACCAGCCCACUGCUGCUGCUUUAUGUUUCUUCUUGUAAUAAUAUUACUCAGACUCAACCAAAAUGUACGACUUUGGCGUGAUAUUUCAUCUUGAUAUUUAUGAUGAGUAUGAUUAUACUA